This is a messenger RNA of Marasmius oreades (fairy-ring Marasmius), 360 nucleotides long. RefSeq lists its product as uncharacterized. The transcript has a single exon. The record is from RefSeq and is a predicted model, not a curated record. NCBI's taxonomy places the organism in Eukaryota, Fungi, Basidiomycota, Agaricomycetes, Agaricales, Marasmiaceae. Bases 1 to 360 code for a protein of 119 amino acids.
AUGGGCCAGAAACCGCCGUCACUACCGUGCCAAAUCAUAUAUGGAUCAUCAUCCUCGAAGCAGCGCCUUCCUCCUUUGUUGCCAGCUUUCCAUAUUCCCUAUGAAGGGCGUGAUGUCAUGUUUGAUUUGCCUAGAGACGGACACUUUGGAUGGUUGGGGUUCAACUUGUUCCAUGACGAGACGUUACGGUGUACAUCGCAAGUUUCAUGUUCCAUUAGCAUCAAGGCGAGUCAAUUCUCCCGUUAUUCCGUAUUACCAGGCAACGUCUUGCGUGUUGUAGGUUUUACCUCAAUUGACUCAAUGGUAUCCCUCGAGCCUAAAAAUUUUGUUUCCAAGACCUCGCAUCAAGCUUUCUCAUAG